Molecule: messenger RNA, 5125 nt
Organism: Heterocephalus glaber (naked mole-rat)
Lineage: Eukaryota; Metazoa; Chordata; Mammalia; Rodentia; Bathyergidae
Source: RefSeq, a predicted model, not a curated record
UCCAUGACAACUGAGGGCCAGGAGAUGUACUUGCGGUUUGAUCAGACUACAAGACGCUCUCCUUACAGGAUGAGCCGGAUUCUAGCACGCCAUCAGCUAGUGACUAAAAUUCAACAAGAGCUGGAGGCGGGGCCAAAAUCAACCUCAAAGGAGGCACACCAUUGAUCAGGCUAGAAUGCUGUGGACCGGUCUCACAGACAGCCGCUAAGCACAGAGGAAAUAUUAGCUGACAGAGAUAACAACGAGGAAACACUCAGUAACAGAUGCACCAUCUGUCAGUUUCUGAGGAGCAGUUUUCAAGAAAGCAGAAAAUGAAAUGAAGAAAGGAGUGGUUUUGUUUCAGAGGUACAACGCCGCCUAAGGACAUUUUUAAGCAAAAAAUUGAGGCCAAAGAAGCAUGUAACUGGCUCCGUGCUGCUGGGUUCCCGCAAUACGCUCAGUUGUAUGAGGAUUCACAAUUUCCCAUUAACAUUGUGGCUGUCAAGAACGAUCAUGAUUUUCUUGAAAAGGACCUUGUAGAACCUCUUUGCAGAUGCCUCUCCUGUGAAGACAAGCAGUUAAUGCCCUAGGCCCCAGUUUACUGGAAAGGUGUUAAACAGCAUCAUGUUAUUUGAUGGACUUGGAAUUAUGCAUAUUUUGCUCAGACGACUAAACACGUUGAAUAAGUGUGCCUCAAUGAAACUUGAUGUGAACUUGCAAAAGAAAAAGGGUGAUGACUCAGAUGAGGAAGAUCUUUGUAUCAGCAACAAAUGGACUUUCCAAAGAACCAGCCGCAGGUGGUCUCGUGUGGACGACCUGCACACACUGUUCCCUGGGAGAGACAGAAAUGGGUCACCGGGAGGCCCUAGGAUGAGAAACACCACCAGCAGUGAGAGCGUCCUCACAGACCUGAGUGAGCCUGAGGUCUGCUCCAUUCACAGCGAAAGCAGCGGAGGCAGCGACAGCCGGAGCCAGUCAGGCCAGUACUGUGCUGACAGCCCGGGCAUGCUGGAGGGUACCCUAGUUAGCAGCAGCCUCCCACAGAACCCCCGGGACAUUCUCAACUACCCUUUCUACCCUAAGAAUGAGAAACCCACCAGGACCCGGGCCAAAUCAUUUUUGAAACGCAUGGAAACGCUCCGAGCCAAGGGAGCACACGGAAGACACAAGGGGUCAGGGCGGACAGGUGGCUUGGUGAUCAGUGGACCUGUUUUGCAACAGGAGCCAGAGUCCUUUAAGGCCAUGCAGUGCAUCCAGAUACCAAAUGGAGAUCUCCGGAAUUCACCCCCUGCUGUCUGCAGAAAAGGACUUCCGUGCUCCAGCAAAUCCAGUGGCGAGAGCAGCCCCUCAGAGAAUAGCAGCAGUGGGGUGAGCACUCCAUGCCUGAAGGAACGGAAAUGCCACCAUGAGGCCAACAAGCGCAGCGGCAUGUACCUGGAGGACUUGGAUGUCCUGUCAGGGACAGCACUACGAGAUGCAGGAGGCCAAAACCACACACAUGGGUUUCACUCCCAAGAGAACUUGGUGGUACACAUUCCCAAGGAUCACAAACCAGGAACAUUUCCCAAGGCACUUUCUAUUGAAAGCCUCUCACCCACAGAUAACAGCAAUGGGGUUAACUGGAGGACCGGGAACAUCUCGCUGGGCAGUCAACAAGGUCCUGGCACAAGGGAGCCCAGGCUCAUGGCAUCCUGCCACAGAGCAAGCCGAGUCAGUGUCUAUGACAACGUCCCUGGCUCCCAUCUGUGUGCCAGUACAGGAGACCUGUUGGACUUGGGGAAAGACUUCCCUCAACUGGAUGACAUUCUGCAGCAUGUCAGUGGGCUCCAAGAGGUGGUGGAUGACUGGUCCAAAAAUGUCUUGCCUGACCUGCAAUCUCAUGACCCGUUGGUUGGGGAACCUGGUUUGCACCCCUUUCCAUCUUCUAAUCAGAUUACCUUAGAUUUUGAAGGCAACUCUGUCUCAGAAGGUCGGACAACACCCAGCGAUGUGGAAAGAGAUGGAACAUCUCUGAAUGAAUCCGAGGCCACAGGGGUCAGGGAAAGGAGGGAUUCUGGUGUGGGGGCCUCUCUGACCAGGCCAAGCAGGCGGCUACAGUGGAACAGCUUCCAGCCCUCGCAGCAGCCUCAGCCAUCCCCAGCCUCACCCCAUAUCAGCAGCCAGACUGCCAGCCAGCUGAACCUGCUCCAGCGUUUCUCCCUGCUGCGCCUCACUGCCAUCAUGGAGAAGUACUCCAUGUCCAACAAGCACGGCUGGACAUGGUCAGUGCCAAAGUUUAUGAAGAGGACGAAAGUUCCUGAUUACAAAGACAAAGCUGUCUUUGGCGUUCCUCUCAUAGUCCACGUCCAGAGAUCAAGACAACCUCUGCCUCAAAGCAUUCAGCAAGCACUGAUCUACCUACGCAGCAACUGCCUCGAUCAGGUGGGUCUGUUCCGCAAGUCAGGAGUGAAGUCUCGAAUCCAUGCCUUACGUCAAAUGAAUGAGAGCUUUCCCGAGAAUGUCAGCUAUGAAGACCAAUCUGCUUAUGAUGUAGCAGAUAUGGUGAAGCAGUUCUUCCGGGACCUCCCUGAGCCACUUUUCACCAACAAGCUUAAUGAAACCUUCCUCCACAUCUACCAGUUUGUCCCCAAGGAGCAGCGGCUGCAGGCUGUGCAGGCUGCCAUCCUGCUGCUGGCGGAUGAAAACAGGGAGGUCCUACAGACACUUCUGUGUUUCCUGAAUGACGUUGUCAACUUGGUGGACGAGAAUCAGAUGACACCCAUGAACCUGGCUGUGUGUCUAGCCCCCUCCCUUUUCCAUCUUAAUUUAUCGAAGAAAGAAAGCUCUCCAAGAGUCAUCCAAAAGAAAUAUGCCACUGGGAAGCCAGAUCAAAAGGACCUCAAUGAGAAUCUGGCUGCUGCUCAGGGGCUUGCCCAUAUGAUCAUGGAAUGCAACAAACUUUUUGAGGUCCCACAUGAGAUGGUGGCCCAGUCUCGUAAUUCAUAUGUAGAAGCUGAAAUACACGUGCCUACCCUGGAGGACUUGGGGACACAGCUGGAGGAGAGUGGAGCAACUUUCCACACUUACCUGGAGCAUCUUGUCCAAGGCCUCCAGAAAGAAGCCAAGGAGAAGUUCAAAGGAUGGGUCACAUGCUCCAGCCCAGACAACACAGACCUUGCUUUCAAAAAGGUGGGGGAUGGGAACCCGCUGAAGCUGUGGAAGGCGGCUGUGGAGGUGGAGGCGCCCCCCGCCGUAGUGCUGAACCGUGUGCUGAGGGAGCGUCAUUUAUGGGAUGAGGACUUCGUGCAGUGGAAGGUGGUGGAAACUCUGGACAGACAAACCGAAAUCUAUCAGUACGUGCUGAAUAGCAUGGCCCCCCAUCCUUCCAGAGACUUUGUAGUUCUCAGGACUUGGAAGACCGACUUGCCCAAAGGAAUGUGCACCCUGGUAUCCCUCUCCGUGGAGCACGAGGAAGCCCAGCUCAUGGGUGCUGUGAGGGCAGUGGUAAUGGAUUCUCAGUACCUGAUAGAACCGUGUGGCUCUGGCAAGUCCAGACUGACCCACAUCUGCAGGAUAGACCUGAAAGGUCACUCCCCAGAAUGGUACAGCAAAGGCUUUGGACAUCUUUGUGCAGCAGAAGUUGCCAGGAUUAGAAACUCUUUCCAGCCCCUCAUUGCCGAGGGUCCAGAAACUAAAAUCUGAGUUUUUCCCAGCAUGGCAUCAAACUCAGGGAAUAGGAAGCUGAAACAAACACUGUGGCAGAGAAUAUGCAUGUGAGAAAGCGAGAGAGAGAGGCACUGAUGGAUGUGGCUAAUGCUUAAAAAUGGAAACACUGAGAAGUUGGAAUGUUGAAGAUGCAAGAAUUUUCUGAGACUUUUUCUAGCCAUCCUGGAGAUGGCUGCAUCCCUACUAAUAAAAUAUUUUUAAAAACCAGAACAUUUAUCUAUAUUACUAAAAAUUAAAUGGAUUAUUCCUGUGCAUUGCCUAAUUUGCUAUUUAAAGGCUUCUAAGAAGCAUAUUCUUAACUGUAAAUAAAUGUAUGUGUAGCAUAUGUACAUACAUGUGUAUAUCUAUCUUUACUGUAUAUGUGUAAAAUAUCAAUUUUAUAAAUAGUUGAGUGACUGACUCAGUGAGUCUCUUCCUCACAUAGCUCUUCCCAAGAUGUUUUGUAUUCCAUCUCCCCACUGCCCCAUAAUCUGAGAAGAGCCUCCUGCUAACACCAAGGUGUAAAGAUGGAUAGUCUGUCCAUCUGUCCUGAUGUCCAACCAAAGACUAGCUAACCAAAGGGAAGUAGCAUUAAAAGGUUCUUAUGCAUUUUAACAGUUUGCUUCCGCUGUUCAAAAACUAAGAGUGGAAUUUUAGGGAAACACAAGGGAAAGAAUGUUUACUCCUCUUUAAAGCAAAGCAGUGGGUGAGAAGUUACUGCCAAAUUUAAAGCUUGAUUACAAGUUGCCACUGGGUCCUGCAAAUACAAUCUCAGUGAGAGAUAUCAGAUGCACCGCUAGAGUCAACAAUGGUGACUGAAACAGAACCAAUUUCCCCCCAAGUAGGGCUGAAUAUCAGAGCCUUUUCAUAUUUACAGCCACAGGGAGCCUCUGUUAUCUCAAGUUUUCAUACAUACUUUUUAAAAUGUUAUGAAAUAUUCUUCUAUAUGACCAGUGGCCUAUGUGGUCACAGAUAAUUGGAUUUUUUUAAUAUAGUUCACUGAAUUUGAAUACAGACACCAGACAAAGAGAAAUGAUGGUCCUUUAAGAGUCUUGGACCAUUGUAAUAGCUUCAGGGAAUUUAUUGUGCUAUAUAUGAUGCUCUUAAAAUAUAAUUCAUUAAAACCUUACAAUCUGAAAGAUAGGAUUUUUAACUAACACAAGACCAAAACUAUAAUCUUUAAUUAGUUUAGAAAAUAUAAAUGGAUAUAUUAAUUCUAUAUCUCUUAUUAGCUAUCUAUGCAUUUGACCCCACCUUAUUUAUUAUUGUACAGACAAAUUGACUUUCCUUAACCAAUUGUGAAUGGAUUUAAGGGGGGGGGUAUUGUAAUUCAACAGCUGUAAAGAGAAAAAACUUACUGUGCUUGGAUUUAAAGACAAAUUUUCUUUGACUGUCCAUGGUUUACCAACUGGUAUUGGAAGAAAAAAAGUAAAACAACUGUUUUCACUCUUUUUGUAUAGUA